UUAAAAUCUGCCGCAUUUGUUUCAGCAGUGAGUUAUCGAAGUUUGACUUCAAAAAACAAAAUCUGGUCUAAAGGUAUUAUACGACGUUCGGUCAACAUCAUUCACUCCUGGUCUGGUCGUGUCGCCUUGCCGGCAUUCGGUUGGUCGGUCUUUGUAGAAACAACACCGACACUGUCACCGAAACGAAAUUUAAAUUAAAUUAAAUUAACACGGAUCCCGUGAAGUGGACUUGUGGCGGUGGAACAAAAAUCGAUUUCCUCAGGAAUCAUCAUUUUGAUUUACAUAAAAAUGAUGACAAUGUUCAAAUGAUAUUUUCUCUCCAUGUGUUGAAGGAAAAAAAGAAAACUCAACUUAAAAGCGCGGGAAAAUGGAAUCCCCUUGGAUUUAAAUGUUUACAGUGAUUUGUGAAGAUUUAUAUUCGAAUUUUCAAAGUUGAGGAUCUUUGGUUAACAACUUGAGUGAAAGACGAGUCGAAUCGUGGAUUGUUGUGGCAUGAGGAAUAAUUUUAUUGGGUAAUUAAAAACGUAUCGUGUUGUACUUCAAAUUUCUUGAUUAUUAAUUAAAUUAAAACAAUGACUAAGAAGAAACCCCUCUAUAACGCGAUGUUACCGGUAUUACGCGGUGUGAACCUUAUGCAGUGUUAUGUAUUUCUGUCUCUAUGUGGUUCCGUGUUAUCGAUGGACAGAUUGUAUUAUAUCGGAGCCGUGGAAUUAGAUUGGAAUUAUGCGCCACAUGGACAAGCUCUGGUGGAAGAUCCUAUGGACAAGUCGUAUAAACAAUUCGCUGAAACAGCGGAGGAAAGAAUAGGCAGUGUUUAUAAAAAAGCCAUGUAUAAAGAAUAUACUGAUGAUAGUUUUACUGAAGAGAUACCCACUCCAGCUUGGCAGGGGAUAUUUGGUCCAACACUAAAAGGUGAAGAUGGAGACAGAAUUGUCAUCAAAUUUAAGAACAUGGCCUCUCGACCCUACAGCAUGCAUCCACAUGGUGUCCACUACGAUAAAAGACACGAAGGUGCUUUAUAUAUUGACAAAACGAGCGGUAAACCUAAAUAUGAUGACGAGGUACCAGUUGGUGAUAUAAACACUUAUAUCUGGUUGGUUGAAGGUGAAUUUGUACCUACAGUAGAUGAUCCACCAUGUUUACCAUGGGCUUAUCAUUCUCAUGGCUUUAAUGUUAUGGCGGAUACAAACGCUGGUUUAAUAGGAAUGCUGGUUACAUGUAAAGCAGGAAGUCUUGAUAAAGAUGGUAAACGAAAAGAUGUGGACAGGGAAUUUCCCGUUUUAAUGAAAGCAUUUAACGAAAAUCAAAGUUGGUAUUUUAGAGAGAAUAUGAAAAGAUGUUAUUCCGAGUCGGCUUGUAACUAUUUAAAUAAAAUACGGGAUUUACCGUUUGAUCAUAGCAACAGAAUGCAUUCUAUUAAUGGUUAUAUGUUGGGAAAUCUACCACCUUUCCAAGCUUGUGUAGCUGAUAGAGUUGUAUGGUACGUGGUCGGUUUUGGUGGUGAACGGGAUGUCCAUUCAUUCAGCGUGGAAGGAGAAACGUAUACUACAAGACACAGGCGUAUAACAUCAGAAGAAAUUAUAGCUGCAACAUUUAUAUCAGCCACAAUGACCUUAACUAAACCGGGUAAGAGAUUGGUCUAUUGUUCGGUCAACGAUCAUUAUGAAGAUGGUAUGAGAGAAUAUCUGAACGUUGAACAAUGUGGUGUAGAUAACCUGGAUGAUGACACCUCCCUAGAUGGAAGGACUCGAUCAUACAAGUUGAUGAUUGUAGAAGAUACAUGGGAUUAUGCACCAUCCGGUUAUAACAGAUUCAGUGGUAGGACUUUAGUUGAAGAGUGGAGUAUAGAAGCUCAGUAUUAUGCCGGACGGGCAGAUCGAAUUGGUAGUCAAUAUAAGAAAGCCCUUUUCCGCGAACCAACAGACGAUUCGUUCACUCAGGCUAAAGCGAGGAAAGUAUCGGAGGAUUCUCUGGGUAUACUUGGACCGUUUAUUAAAAUGGAAGUAGGAGAAAUACUAGAAGUAGAAGUUAUGAAUAAAGCAACAAGAACAUAUUCCUUCUAUCCCACUGGAUUAAGAAUGGUUGGUGUGGAUUUCACAAACAGAAACAGUGGUGAUUUUGUAACAGUGCCUAUACAACCCGGUGAGAAACAUACGUAUAAGUUUUAUGUGCCGGAUAAAAUGGGACCAACGCAUGCCGAUCCAGAUUGUAUUACUUACACCUAUUCGUCUAUGGUAGACAAAGUUAAAGAUGUUAAUUCAGGUCUAAUAGGACCUCUUGUGGUCUGUAAAAAAGGAAGUCUGGAUGAAAACAACAAACAGCACGACAUGGAUCAUGAAGUAGCCCUGUAUUUUAGUAAUAUAGAUGAGAAUUUAUCAUGGUAUUUAUGGGAGAAUAUUAAUAAGUAUUGUAUUCCUGAUAGAGUUUGGUAUUUGGAUCCAGGUUUCAUGGCAUCAAAUCGAAAAAUGACUGUGAAUGGUCGAGCUUACUCCAAUCUUAAAGGAAUUGAAUUUUGUCUGGGUAAUAAAGUAACGUUCCAUAUAUUUGCUAAAGGAAGUGAAUUUGAUGUCCAUUCGAUAUAUUUUCACGGUUUGAAUUUUGCGUUUUAUAGAACUACACGUGACACGUUGAAAUUAUUCCCGGGAACAACAGCUACAAUAGAAACAACUGUUACACGACCGGGUAUUUGGGCCAUUGCUUGCAGAAAUAAUUUCCAUUAUACACGUGGUAUGACAGCUACUUAUGAGGUCAAAGAUUGUGGUGGCUUUUACCAGACGCUGAAGAAGCCAUUUAUGCCCCGACAUACCAGACGUUAUUUUAUAGCAGCUGUGGAAAUAUUGUGGGAAUAUGCUCAAUCUAAAACAUCUCCUAUUACUGGCGAAUCACUGACGAAGAAGUGGAGUCCGUCGGAGAUUUUUGUAAAAGAUAACGAUAGAUAUAUCGGUACCAAAUAUUACAAGGCCAUUUAUAAAGAAUUUACAGAUUCCUCGUUUGAGCACGAGGUUGAGAGAACCGGAAAUGCUGAGCAUCUGGGAUAUCUGGGACCUAUGAUACGAGCUGAACAAGGCGACGUGGUGGAGAUUGUCUUUAAAAACAUGGCGUCACGGCCUUAUUCGAUACACGCUCAUUUAGUGAGCACCGAUAAAAAUAAUGAAGGAGCUUUAUAUUUUGAUAAAACUAGUUAUAAAGACGAUGACCGAGUUCCACCUGGUGGAUUUCAUGUCUAUAGGUGGGAAGUGAAACGUGGACCCAGUGAAGGUGACCCAGAUUGUAUUUCUUCUCUGUAUUACUCCUCAGUCAAUGCCGCACGUGACGCUUAUUCGGGCCUGAUUGGUCCUUUAGUUAUCUGUCGACCCGGUUUAAUGGGAGAGAACUCUAAAAGACAAGAUGUCGCAAGGGAAUUCUUUCUCUUAUUCGCUGCAACGAAUGAAAGCAUGAGCUGGUAUUUUCCCAAGAACGUGCGCGAGUUCGCUCCAUCACGUAUGGAUAACGGUAGAAUCAGAAACGAUCGUUUAUUUCUACGGCAUAACUUGAAGCAUAGUAUAAACGGCUUUAUCUAUCAGACAGUACCCGGUCUCGACAUGAACCAGGGGGAUCGCGUCGCCUGGUAUUUUGCAGGAUUCGGCGCUACAAUGGACGUUCAUUCAGUACAUUUUCACGGUAACGGGCUCAUAGAAGAAAAUGACGGUAGUCAUAUUAUGGAUGUUUUAAAUGUUUAUCAAGAGACGUCCGCGAGUGGAACGAUGGUGGCCGACAACCCGGGUCAAUGGCUGCUGCAUUGUCACGUGAGUGAGCACUUGGCGGCCGGCAUGGAAACUACUUACAUGGUUCAUGCAUCUACAGCAUAUUCAUCAGCAGAUAUGUUGGACGGCGGUUCUAAUUCCGCUAGUUCAAAUCACGAAUCAUGGGAUAAGAGUGACGACCAAGAUGUCGACAACAAUCACAAUCAUGAUAACGACAACAGCCACGACCAAGACCAAAACCAACACAUUAGGGCAGGUGCAACCGAGGGAGAUGGAGCAGUGUGCGUUCCAUCAAGAAAAAAAUAAAUACCCUGAAAUAUUUUUGGGUAUUAGGGAGGGAUAUUUUCUAAGCUUUUAUGGUUUCUAAAAUAGAAAUUUCAAUGUUUUUGUUUAUUUAAAAAAAAAACAACGUAAUUUCAUUCAUACAAAUCUUGUAAUUAUUAAAAUAGGACCUGUCAACCUCAGAGAAAAUUUAAUGUAGAAGGCGGGGAAAUUAACUAUCAUUAUUGUUUCAUGGCAAAAUUAUGCUGCUAUUUUGGUACACCACGAGAUUUUUUUAUGUUUGCUAGUUGUCAUUUAUUUCCCCUGUGACAUAAAGUCAAUUAUACGAAGUGAUUGAUAUGUUUAGGAUCCUUAGCGCGGAGGAUUGAAGGUAAUUUAGAGAUCUUUAUGAAUGAAAUCAUGUUCGAGUUUUUGUUGUUAAUCAAUAAGCGAUUAUUGCCAUCCCAGUGUUGGCGCCACUAUUUCUUGUACAGGUCUUUUUCGGUCAUUAUUUAUACUAUUAUCUAAAAUUGUUUCUGUAAAGCUUGUAAAAAGUGGUCGCAACUUAUAAAAACCCAUUCCGGGUAAUCGUUUAGAUACCCAUUUUCACCUAUUAAGAUCGUGCUACCGCCAACACAAAAUAAUUUUUAUGAAAUCAAAACCUCGGCCACAUUUGAUAAUAAAAUACAGAUGCUACAUCAUCACAUUAAACGAAUUGACCAAGUGACAAAAAAAGAAAAUGGUCUGACAUUUCCGCGCGUCGCUUCCUGGUUACAUCCUCAAUUAUUCUCCAUUCAAUUAAAUUUUGAAUUAUUAAAGCCACAUUAGGUAGGAUAAAAUAAAGAGCUGACAGUACUUGCUAUAAUAAUAGUUAAAAAAUAGAUAAUCAAAAGGCAGUAUGCUGAAAAUUUCAGUCCAAUUACUUCACUCUGAGCCAAGGAAUCGGCAAUAUACUUAUAGGCUAGCCUCGAUUGUCAUUAAUACCGUUGUUACGAUAAUAAACAAAGUCUCGAUUAUCUAUUUUUACGGUAACCACAUCCACUAAAUAUCGCAGGCAUCCGAAAGCAUCUAGAGUUGAUUAAGGCCUUGGUAAGUUAAAUAAUGUCUAACUGAUAAUUUAGAUACCAUUUCAGGCCUAAAGAAAGGCUAGCAAUAGGCAGAUGUAGCUCUUCUUGCAUAAAGUAUGUUUAAAGAUGCAUUAUGAAAGAGUUAAAUUUGCCUUUGGUUCUAGCUUCAAAUGUCAUUUAAAUUGUUAUUUAGACAUUUAUUAACAUGCAUGACAAGAUCAUAAUCGGAUGAUUCAGAUGUUGAAUGGAUUGGAAUAGCCUCGUCAUUUAAUGAUA
This is a messenger RNA of Patella vulgata (common limpet), 5347 nucleotides long. RefSeq names its product hephaestin. Gene Ontology annotation, molecular function: oxidoreductase activity; copper ion binding. Gene Ontology annotation, biological process: iron ion transport. Lineage: Eukaryota; Metazoa; Mollusca; Gastropoda; Patellidae. The record is from RefSeq and is a predicted model, not a curated record. The transcript is spliced from 13 exons. Gene Ontology annotation, cellular component: plasma membrane. Bases 573 to 4049 code for a protein of 1158 amino acids.